AUGAUGGAAGAUUGCCUUAAUGGUACUGUUACAUCUGCGCAUUUUCAAAGAGAUGCUGAAGAAACAACUGCCAACUUGCCGUCGUUGCCAGGCAAAACGGGAUUUUAUACAAUGGCUGGAAUCCUGGAUUUCUCGCAACUGGAAUGGUCGAAAAUGCAGUUAGAACGCACACAGUGGGAUGUAGAAAAGGCGGAGCUACAGGCAAAGAUAGAGUUUCUACAAGGCAAGUUUGAAGGACUUGAAAACUUGAGAUAUAAUCUCAUUCGUCGAAUUAAAAUGCUGGAAUAUGCUUUAAUUCGAGAAAGAAGUUGCAAGAAUCAAGAAGGCCUUUCCAAGGAAAACGAAGAAGCCAUAAUCAACAUGCACUUUUCUAGAUCCGAAUCUAUUUCGGAUCAAUUAAAAAUAAAUACAAGCAGUGAAUGGCAGAAUGAAAGUGGUCAACUAAAUAAGUAUCUUGUUGACUCCUCCUCGUUUAGUGUUUCACCGGGUUUUGGUAACUCAACGGUGUGUAAUUUAUCCGAUUCAAGUUCACUAUUCGGUGGUAGCCUCGAACAGGAAGAGCAUCCUAUGAAUGUGUCGCCUAAACAUGAUAAUUCUGAGUCGAAAGUGUUACGAAAUCCAUUGGAACUUGCUAACGAUCUUUGUAAUCUAGAUCACAAUAAACUUCUAAACGACGACUCGCUUGACUUUAAUUUUUCUAAAAGUUCCAGCUUUGAUUAUUUAUCCCUAAUGAAUGAAUCUGAUCUAGCUUUAACAAUAGAACCUCAAUGUAUUACGGACCCUGAGACUGCUGAAGCGCUUUUAGAAUUUGAACAACUUGUUGCACAAGGCACGUACUUAGAUAAAAACUCUUUAACAGAUCAUGUGAAUACUAAUCUUGUAAAUAGUAUCAUCAAGCCUAAUGAAUCAACACAUAAGGAUUGGGAUAAUUUGAAUGAACAAGAAUUAUUACAACGUUUUAAAGAACUAUACAGAGCUGAUCGUUUGCAAGCCACAUCGCGCCUUUCUCACCACUCCACUUUUAUUUCUGAUCUGAAAUUGAAAGGCAAUUCAAACACACAAGAUACAGACUUGAAAAUAACUUCACUGAAUGAAGAUGAUGCAAGUAGUAAUAAACAAUCAUCCAGUCGUUGUAGUAGUCAACCUACAAAUUUCAAUGUAACUGAAGAUGAAUUAGGCAGUAUUCUGCCUGAUUUUGAAGUGAUUAUCAAUGAUGAACGUCGACAAAAUAUGCCUAGAAAUGACUUGUUGAAUAAUAAUAAUACUAAUACUGCAACAAAAGUAUUAUCAAAGAAUAUAAGUGAAACAAAAGAAUCAACUUUAAGACUAGAAGAUUUGGCCAGUCUUACUACAAUGGCAAAUGAAUUAGAUUCGAAUCAAGCUCGUGCAGUAGCCGUAGCAAUGGAUAACUUAGAUGGAAUGGGAGAGUGUAUUACAAAUAAAUUGAAUGAUAAAGUAGUCGCCAAUAAUUCAACAGUAAAUACAGCCUCAACGCAAAAACCUACAAAUUGGACAGCUAAGUAUACCUUACGUAGUCAUUUCGAUGCUAUUCGAGGUAUUGUUUUUCAUCCUACAGAACCAAUUUUGGUUACAUGCAGUGAAGAUCAUACGCUGAAAUUAUGGAAUUUAAAUAAAACUAUUCAAACCAAGAAAUCCUCUAUGUUUGAUGUUGAACCGAUAUACACAUUUCGUGGACACAAUUCCCCAGUAUUGUCAGUUACAAUGCUUGUUGGUUCAGCGAUAGGAGAGAAUACAUGUCAAUCUGGACUAUUAUCGCCUGCUUACAUAUAUUCUAGUGACUUAUCAGGUUGUAUACGUAGUUGGCAUGUAUCUAGUUUACAAAUGGAUCCUUAUGAUACCUUUGAUUUAUCAGUAAUGGGUCCUUCUCUUGAAGGUCAUACUGAUGCUGUUUGGUCGCUGUGCUCUCGUUAUGAUGGAUUACUGUUAUCAACUUCAGCCGAUGGAACUUCUCGUCUUUGGAAAUUACGUCCAGAUUCCUACUAUUCUUCUGAUGUGUAUUUUAUCAGUAACAUGUUAAAUAAAUACGAUGGUCUAUCUCCACAGAACUCAGUUCCUACAUCUGCUACAUUUUUAUGGACCAAUCAAAUGUAUUUCGCUACAGGCUUCACUUCCGGUCAUUUGUGUAUAUUCAAUUUGGAAACUAAUCAAAUUGUUAGAAGUUUUCAAUCAAUAGGUAAAACAGUUAAAUACUAUUUAGUUCUGUAA
This is a messenger RNA of Trichobilharzia regenti, 2226 nucleotides long. The record is from the annotation of a GenBank genome assembly. Lineage: Eukaryota; Metazoa; Platyhelminthes; Trematoda; Strigeidida; Schistosomatidae.